AUACGUUGUGUGAUGACGCGUCGGUGCUACGUGUCUAGGAAGUCAUCCAGUCAACAUGGCGACGCAACAAGGAGAUGUUGAUGAACUCUUCGAUGUGAAAAAUGCUUAUUAUAUUGGCAGUUAUCAACAAUGUAUCAAUGAAGCUCAGAAAGUUAAGGUAAUUAUCUGCUGAUAAACCGUUUGUGCAACAUGGCUAAUAGCUAGUCUUUCUGUAGUGUCGAUGUAAUACGUUUGGACUGGCUAGCUAAUGUUAGCUAAUCAGCUAGUAGCUGCUAACGUUAACAUCUGUUAUAAAAGCAAUUCAAGGAAUUAGAUCAUGUUAAAUAAAAAACAUAACCUACUUGCUAUUUCCUCUUUAUAGCCAUCAACACCUGAGAAGGAGGUUGAGAGAGACAUGUUUCUGUACAGAGCAUAUAUUGCCCAGGUAAGUUCAUAAUUGCACAGAUGGAGAUAUACUUAUUGGAAUGUGAAAUUACGUGUGUAACGUUAGUGUCACUGUGCAAUAAUUACUAUAUUGUUUUUAUUGUCUAAUUUUGAACUAUAACUUUAUCAUCCGAAGAUGCUGCCGUUAUAAGUUCCAUUAAGACACUGCCUGUCAGUAUUGUAUCAGUUCUCAUCUCCUGUAUCAUUUCAGAGGAAGUAUGCUGUGGUGAUGGAUGACGUCAAGGCGAGCUCCUCGCCAGAGCUCCAGGCUGUCAAGAUGUUUGCUGAGUAUCGCGCCAACGAGGGCAAAAGGUUUUAUUCAGUCAAUGUAACAUUAAACAGUCAAUAUAACAACCCACCUAUGUAAUUAAAAUGAAAUGCUCUUUGUUGACUCCUUUGGUGGUGUAACAAUAUUGCUGUCUUUGUUGCUUGUGCAGGGAUGCCAUUGUGGCUGAACUUGACAAGAAGAUGACCAAGAGUGUAGAUGUGGCCAACACAACCUUCCUGCUCAUGGCUGCGUCCAUUUACUACCAUGAGAUGAACUCGGAUGCUGCCUUGAGGACCCUGCACCAGGGAGAAAGUCUGGAGUGGUAAGGACGAUCACAGGAUACUAUUCAUGUUUAUAGCCCCUGUUAUUAUGUGUUAUGCAAUACGUGAAUGUCCUUCUUUUUCUGUUCAGCAUGGCAAUGACCAUUCAGGUGCUGCUGAGUUUAGACCGUGUUGAUUUGGCAAGGUAUGUCUGCUCCACACACCAUCUGAUUAAAUGCCUUUUAAAAUACUUUUAAGUAAAUUUAGUUCAAAGGAUUCAGCUAAUUGAGCACAUGAUUCAGUGUUGGUCAUAUAUGGUGUUGUUGACUUAUUUUGACACAAAGGAAAGAGCUGAAGAAGAUGCAGGAGCAAGACGAGGAUGCCACACUGACCCAACUGUCCACGGCUUGGGUCAACAUCGCUGUUGUGAGUGUCAGGCCAUAGUGAAGAACCCCUACAUGCUAUAAUACAUCAGUGGAGCGGGCCUCAUUGCCCCUCACCUGAAAAAAAAAUGGCUUUUAUUGACAGAGCACCACUCUAAAUGGAAAAGUAGUCAUCCCUUUAGGACUGAAGUCAACUCAAUUUCUGUUUUUCAUCUGAUCAACAGAAGAAGGAAAAAAAGGACUCUUGCCUUUCCCUUUUUUUUCAGGGAGGAGAGAAGCUGCAGGAUGCUUACUACAUCUUCCAGGAGAUGUCGGAUAAGUACACCCCCACUUUGCUUCUGCUGAAUGGCCAGGCUGCCUGCCAUAUGGCCCAGAACAAGUGGGAGGAGGCAGAGGGGGUUCUCCAGGAGGCACUAGACAAGGUCAUUACUUACCUCAAAUGCACUCUAAUAUCAACUGUAGACAUAUUUCAGAGAUUAAGCUGUAGAGACGUCUAGAGGGUUGUUUAAAUAUAGAUGAACACUAUUUGAUAGCAUAACAUUAUAGGGCGUUACAGUGAAGAAAUGUAUUGGUACAAUUUGAAUUAGUUAAACCGAUUAGUGGUGUCUGUUGUCUUAUCCAACCACAGCAAUACAAGUUUAGUGUCAUCAUAAGCAAAAUACUUGCAGUUAUAGCAAUUGUCCAGUAGGUGGCGCCAAAUGCUUACAAAAUAAAAAUAAAAACCCUAGACCUGCAGUUGAUCGAAGAUGGGGAAAAGUGGUCCAGAGUAUAACCAACACCUUGUUGGGAUGUCACAGAAGACUGAUCCUUGAUGAAAUUAUUACACAUAAAGAUGUCACAUAUUUUACACUUGUUCAGACAAUGUAGCUCAGUUGGUAGAGCAUUGCACUUGCAACGCCAGGGUUGUGGGUUCGUUUCCCACGGGGGGCCAGUAUGAAAAUGUAUGCACUCACUAACUGUAAGUCGCUCUGGAUAAGAGCGUCUGCUAAAUGACUAAAAAUGUAAAUGUCAAAUUGUGAUAUAAAUACACUAGUAAUGCAGUUGUUGUAUACAUAUUUCAGAAAAUGUGAUGAAACGUGUAUGAAUGAAACGGGGUAAUGAGCAAGGUCAUACAGUGCAUCGAGACAUUUCUGUGAGAAACAGUGGGUGUUUUCCAACCUCUUAUAGAGUCUGUUUUUCCCCUAACAGGACAGCAGCCACCCUGAGACUCUGAUCAAUCUGAUUGUGCUGACCCAGCACUUAGGCAAAGCUCCUGAGGUAAGAUUUUGCAUACUUUUUGCCACAGAUACUGAGAAAUGUUUGUCUCUAGCUAGGUUUAAUAAUAAUAUGCCAUUUAGCAGACGCUUUUAUCCAAAGCGACUUACAGUCAUGCGUGCAUACAUUUUUGUGUAUGGGUGGUCCCGGGGAUCGAACCCACUACCUUGGCGUUACAAGCGCCGUGCUCUACCAGCUGAGCUACAGAGGACCACGACCAGGUUUGUUUGGCAGACAUUAUCAAAGCUUUGGAAUGACAAAAGGGGGUUUAUUCAAUUUGCUGAUAUCUUGCACAUUAGUGCCCUUCUCCUUAAACAGCAAUAAACUCAGAAGACAAAGUUCUAGGGAUAAAGUCUCAAAAAAUUCUGCUUGUGAUAGUGAGUAAAUAAUAUAAUCUUGACUAUCUACAGAACACUUUCUUCAAUUGGGGUCAAAGUAAUCACCAAUCAAGGUUAUUGAACUCAACCGAGGUGUAUAUAGAUAAGACCUUGUUCUAAUGAUUUAUGAUAAUGAUUUAUGAAUGUUUUUAUAUGCAUGAACUUCCUUAACAUCAAUCGGUUAUGUAUUUGUUGGCAGGUAACCAACCGGUAUCUCUCUCAACUGAAAGAUGCCCAUAGAGCUCACCCCUUCCUUAAAGACUACCUGACCAAGGUACGUGGAUUACAUUUGCCCAUACACAUUUCUACUUCAAAUCAAAUGUUAUUUGUCACAUGCGCCGAAUACAACCGGUGUAGACCUUACAGUGAAAUGCUUACUUACAAGCCCUUAUUAACCAACAAUGCAGUUUUAAGAAAAAUAUGUGUUAAGUAAAAAAAUCAAAUAAACAUUAAAGAGCAGCAUUCUUCCUUGUUACAACCUUAGCUCUCUUGGAAGUAAAUUAAAUGAUUUGAUUGGUGAGCACUGCAGCAUAUCAAGUCUGAGCAUUUAAAAAUAGUUUGACUUUGAUUUCAUAGACUUCACUACACACACCAUAAUUACCCAAUUUAAGAAGUGUAAAUCAACAUUGAAAAGUCUGGUUGUAUCGUUUGUUAAACCAGUUUAUUUCAGUCUACAACAGUGUCACUAGUUAAACAUUUUCUACCAUGUGUAAAAUGCUUCUACUUUUUUACCUCAGGAGAAUGAAUUUGACAGACUGACGAUGCAGUAUGCUCCCACUGCAACUGCGUGAGACAAUGGAGGAAUCUGUUUGGACCCCAAAACAUUAUUAAUACUGGACACACAACUGAUGGCUCCAUGUCUCUUUUUGUCUAUCAAUAUGACAAAUGCUAAACUGUAUGGAUUAAAAGUGACUUGCACAUUUAGAAAUUUGAAGAAUAAAAAAAUACACUUUUUGUCACUCUGUUUCCUUUUAGCAUUCCUCAAAAAUUUACAAAAAUGUUUUAUGACCCUGUUUACACCCAGUGUGUGUCCGUGUGAAACCAGUGGUGUAGUGGAGGGUACCAACUUGUUAAAAUGUUCUUUAGCCAAUAGUUUACCCACCUUUUGCGGAAGAGUGCAUUGAAUGUAUAGGGAG
This is a messenger RNA of Coregonus sp. 'balchen', 4101 nucleotides long. The record is from the annotation of a GenBank genome assembly. Lineage: Eukaryota; Metazoa; Chordata; Actinopteri; Salmoniformes; Salmonidae.